GGUGAUGCUAUCAAAGUUUAUGUGAGGGUGCGUCCUCCACCAGAAGGAACUGUACUUGCUGAUGGGGAUCAUGGCUUGUGUUUAUCUGUUCUUUCAUCGAGCACUAUCCGUCUGCAUUCAAAGCCUGAACCUAAGAUCUUCACCUUUGAUCACGUGGCAGAUGUGGACACAACUCAGGAAUCGGUUUUCUCAAGUGUGGCCAGAAAUAUAGUAGAAUCAUGCAUGAAUGGCUAUAAUGGAACUAUUUUUGCAUAUGGCCAGACUGGUUCGGGGAAAACAUUUACUAUGAUGGGACCACCUGACUCUGAUAACUUCACUCAUAAUCUGAGAGGAGUAAUUCCCCGGAGCUUUGAAUAUCUGUUUUUUCUCAUUGACAGAGAGAAAGAAAAGGCUGGUACUGGAAAGAGUUUUCUCUGCAAGUGUUCAUUUAUUGAAAUCUACAAUGAGCAGAUAUAUGACUUGCUGGAGUCUGCUUCAGCUGGAUUAUUACUCAGAGAACACAUCACGAAAGGAGUAUUUGUUGACGGUGCAGUGGAACAAGUGUUGACUUCGGCUGCUGAAGCAUAUCAAGUGUUAACCAUGGGCUGGCGAAAUCGUCGUGUAGCAUCGACGUCAAUGAACAGGGAGUCCUCAAGGUCACAUGCUGUUUUUACUAUCACAGUAGAGUCUGUGGAGAAGAGCAAUGAAGUCGUGAACAUCCGAUCCUCUCAGCUCAAUUUGGUAGAUCUGGCUGGGUCUGAGAGACAAAAAGACACUCACACUGAAGGAGUUCGGUUAAAGGAGGCAGGUAAUAUAAACCGGUCAUUAAGUUGCUUGGGCAAAGUGAUCACUGCCCUUGUUGAUGUAGGCAAUGGGAAACAGAGGCACAUCUGCUACAGGGACUCCAAGCUCACUUUUCUGCUGCGGGAUUCUCUUGGAGGUAAUGCGAAAACUUGCAUCAUAGCAAAUAUUCAUCCAGGAUCCAGAUGUUUUGGUGAAACCUUGUCCACUCUUAAUUUUGCUCAGAGAGCAAAACUAAUUAAAAACAAGGCUGUGGUAAAUGAAGACACCCAAGGGAACGUGAAACAGCUCCAGUCUGAACUGAAGAAACUGAAAGAGCAGCUUGCUCUGCUAACUUCAGGGAGAUCUUUGCAUGAUGUUUCCCUUUCCAUAGCGACCAUCACAAAUGAUGUGGGAAAAACGGAUUAUGUGAAUAGUUUCCUUGAAGCGAUGCUGUUCUUGGAAAAAUCUGAAAGUGAAAGAAAGGUACUGUUAGACAAAGUUGCCCAGCUAGAAGAUCUGUGUGUCAAAAAGGAGAAGUUCAUUCAGUCCAACAAAAUGAUCAUUAAAUUUAGAGAAGAUCACAUAACUCGCCUGGAAAAACUACACAAAGAAGCUCAUGGUAGCUUUCUGCCCAAGGAGCAAGAAGUGAUCUUCAGGGAACUGAAGGAGGAACUCAAAACUCUCAGAGAACAGGUGGAGCAUCAUCCACGAGUUGCAAAAUAUGCCAUGGAGAAUCACAGCCUCCGAGAAGAGAACAAACAACUUCGUUCCUUACAGUCGGUAAAAAGAGUCCAAGAAAUGGAUGCUCACGCUAUGGCAGAAUUGGAGAAAGCUUUCUUAGAAGCUUCAAGAAAAGAGUGUCAGAAUGGAGGCCAGCAGUUGUGUCCUACCACCACGGCAACAGAUAAUUCUACAGCAUCCGUUGAAAAGCUAAAGGAGCGUCUGCUGCACACGCAGAGUGAAUUGGCAAGUUCCCAACAAGGAUAUGAAGAAUUUAAAGCUCUUACAAAGAAAAGGGUUAGGGAACUGGAGUUGGAAGUUCAGUCUCUACAGAUGGCAAACCAGCAUCUUGAGAGAAUUUUGGAAGCAACCAAGGCUUGCAAACGCCAGGAAGUUUCUCAUCUUAACAAAAGGCACAGAGAAACUUUAAAGAAUAUAAGUACUCCAACUAAAGUUUAUCAACUAAGAUCCCGGUUGGUGACAAUGCUUACCCCUGAAAUGUUGAGCCAUGAGUCUAUUGAUAAUCAGAGCUCAGGAGAGAUGGAUGAUAUUUUAAAUGAACCCAUGCCUGCUGAGAUGAACGAACAGGCAUACGAGGCUGUUGCAGAAGAGCUGAGAUUGGCGCAGGAACAGUUAAGCACUUGUCAGAUCAAGUUAGAUGAGGAAGAAAGUAAACAUAUAAAACUUCAGCAGCUUGUUUAUAAGUUGGAGAGCCGUUGUACACAGAUGCAAGAGCUUUUCUCAUCUGAAAGAAAUGAAUGGCAAACUGAAAAGCAAGGGCUUCUUGAAAAGAUAGACACUCUUGAAAAGCAGUACCAGGACACCCAAAGCAAGGAUGACAUAUUGAAGAGUGAAGUCCACGACUUGCGGAUUGUUCUGCAGUCUGCGGAUAAGGAGCUGUCUUCUAUGAAAGCGGAGUAUGAGGCCUUCAGGCGAAAGCAAGAGAAAGAACUUAAUGAACUUUCUAUGCACCACAUGAAUGUCCAACUUCAGCUUGAUAGCGUCAGGCUCGAAUAUGAAAAGGUACUUGAAGCAAAAACAAGCCUGCAAGAUGACUAUGACAAUCUCCAAGAAAUACUGAAGUUUGAGACGGACCAGUUGACGCAACAGCUCAUUGAAAGCAAGCAGGAAAGCGAAGUGCAGAAAAGCGCGUUUCAGAAUCUCUUAGUCCUGUUGGAAAGUGAAAAGGAACAUAAUCAGAAAUUGACAAUGCAGUUACAGGAAGAUAAAGGACACGGUUCCAAGGAGUUGCUGAAAGCUCCUGAAACUAUACAUCUAGAGAAACCAUCAUGUGAAAUGAUGCCAAGAUGGGAGCAACAGGAAGUAAAGCUGCAGAAACAAGAGCAAGACUUGACUGCUGCUGAAGAACUUAUUGCUUCCCUACGUAAGACAAAUGCUGCUGAUAAGGAAGUUGUUGCAGACCUGAUGAGCCAGAUCCAAAAGAUGAGGACAUCUAUCAGUCAGAAGAUGGAAUGCAUAGAAGGGUUGACGAGAGAACUGGAGGAUCUAAAUAAUAAGUACAAUUCUGCUUUAGCUAUGAAAGAAGAAAGCAAAGAAAUUAUAGAGAAACAGGAAAGGCAGAUUGAAGAGUUGAAAGAGGCCACAGAGAGAGUGCAGAUUGCUGACAAGAUUGAGAGAGAGCUUCUUUGCGAAGACUUGAACCACACUUCUGAGCAGCUAAGCAAAUUAACAGAAGCUUCCAAAACACACGCAGCGCUUCUUCAGUGUGCCCAAGAAGAUCUAAUUAAAAAAGAAGCAAUAAUCCAAGAACUUAAGGAACAGCUAUUUAAAAAGUCGGAAGAGCUAGCAAGCUCGAAGAGUGAAUAUGAAUUUAAAAUACACCAAACAGAAUGUUUCAUGGACUCUGUUGUAGCGAUGUCACAGAGCCCCAAAACUCCACCAAAAUUUGAUGCAGAUCUGGCAAAACACUUAGAGACCCAAGAGCAGGAGAUAGCGGACCGAAGAGCCUCUGCAGUUAUCCUGGAACACCUGGUAUCUGAAUUAAAUGAAGAAAGAGAUGCGAAGAACUGUGAAAUCUUAAGGCUGAAGACUCAGUUAUGUGAACUGGAAAACACCCGUCUGGAAAUGCAGGUAUUAAUGGAAAAUAACAGAAAUCUACAGAGUCAGCUUGAAGAAGCAAGACGAAGAAAGAGGAAUGGUAGUCCCAGCUAUCUAGGUGUUCAAAACCUACAGGAAAAAGAGAAGGAAAUUAACAGAGAGAGAAUAGCAAAGACUAAAGCUAUGGAAGAAAUGCUGGCAGUCAGAUCGGAGUUGGAAAAAGCCAGGUGUGAACUUACAAGCAAGGACACCGCCUUCCAGGAAAUGACUUUGGAGGUGGAACGGACAAGAGCUUUGGAGCUGAAAGCUUUCCAGGAGAAAGAAGAAAUGAGAUCAAAACUGGAAGAAAUGUAUGAAGAGAGAGUAAAAAUGGAAAAGGAGAUGUCUUUGCUGAAGAAACAGGUUGAGUUUCUUGCUGAGGAGAAUGGGAAGCUGGUGGGUCACCAAAACUUAAAUCAGAAGAUACAAUAUCUCGUCAAGCUAAAGAAAGAUCAUGCUAGAUUGAUGGAGGAAGCUGAUGCACUUCGUGCUGAAAAUACUUUUCUGAAAGAAAAAGGUGACUGUUGCAAGAAUCAUCCUGACUAACUGUGUUAAGAAGUGAAAGCACUUACCACUG
Messenger RNA from Euleptes europaea (tarantolino), 4156 nucleotides. It is a transcript of the gene KIF15, whose product is annotated as kinesin family member 15. Gene Ontology annotation, molecular function: ATP binding; microtubule motor activity; microtubule binding. Lineage: Eukaryota; Metazoa; Chordata; Lepidosauria; Squamata; Sphaerodactylidae. The transcript has 33 exons. Bases 223 to 4125 code for a protein of 1300 amino acids. Gene Ontology annotation, biological process: microtubule-based movement. The record is from RefSeq and is a predicted model, not a curated record.